Molecule: messenger RNA, 2109 nt
Organism: Aureobasidium uvarum
Lineage: Eukaryota; Fungi; Ascomycota; Dothideomycetes; Dothideales; Saccotheciaceae
Source: the annotation of a GenBank genome assembly
UCCACAUUACUACCAACCAUGGACAACCACUACUAUACCAUGAAUCCUAUGGGUGCCGGAUAUUACCCCAAUGGACAACCCAUGAUCCCCUCGGAAGGCAUGCCACCAGACGGAGUCAUGAUGCCGGAUGGCUACGUUCCAAGACUCUAUCAAAUACCGAGCAUCUCUCAGGAGAACCUAAAUAGCUACUCCGAUAUCGAGGAUCCUAGCCGCGCGUCAGUAUCACAACAAGGAGGGUCGCGUGGUGGUAAAAGGCGAUCCGUCACAGGGGCGGAUCACGUCAAACACCGUAGAACGCGGAGAUGUCGCAAAGGCAAACGUGAAUGCCACUAUCCCGAACCUACCACAGGCUCAUCAACAAAGUCCUCAAAAGGCAACAAAAGUAAAGGCUCCGCUGGCGAAGCCUCAAACUCCUCGGGUGAAGACUACGACAACAACGAAGCCGACAGACUACCUUCCAUCCCGGACGACGAAGAGAUUGAAGAGGGUACCUCAAGUUUGUGUUCGAAGGAGGAUCGCAAACUGUCCGAUGCGUCUUCCAACUCGAGGGACCAAAGUCCUCUGAUCAAGAGCCCCGCGACCACCGACAGCUCCAUCGCAUCAACUCGACCCACUACACGCCCGCAAGUUGUCCGCCAAAGCUCAAGAAAAUCGCUCAAGUCCAAGCAACCACCAAAUAGCAAGUGGACACAUUUGCCGAAAGAUGUCAAAUUCUACAUGACUUACCACCGAGAAAAACUGACGCACCAACACUAUGCCAUGAAGUACGACAGUGGAGAUUUCUUGAAGACAACGUUCUUGGAAAUAGCACUUGGUUACGAGCCACUUCUCUAUGCAAUCACCGCAUUCUCUGCCUAUCACCACACACUUAUGAAGCCAAACGGCAAACUCUCGAGCUUCCUAGGUUACUACAACAAGUCGGUUUCUUUACUACGUCAAUCUCUGGAGAGGAGUCCGCGGCAUACCGUGGCCACCCUACUCACCAUCCUGCAGCUGGCCACUUUUGAAGAAUUCCUGGGCGAUUGGGUUAACCUGAUGGGUCAUCAAAGGGCUGCUUACGAGAUCCUCACCGAGCUCUUCACACCACAAACCAUCAUGCAGAGCGAAACACACCGCAAAAUCAUCUCGUGGUACAUUCGAUUCGACCUCUUUGCCGGCUUCAUGCAUGGCUACGGAAUGGUUCUGUCCCGUGACUGGCAUGUGGCGUGCAUGGAGUUUUAUGUUCGACAGGCGAGAGACAAGCCUCGCGACCUGGGAUCUGUGUUUGAGGAGAAGUUUGCGCGGUCGAGGCUGCUUGCUACCGACAUUUCUCUGCUUUUCGCACGAGCCAAGACAGAAGGGCCAAGUCAAGAGCUCAUUAUGGAUAUGGGUGAACUCACCGCUCAACUGGACAGCUAUGCUCACGAGCUUGAAGCCGCUUUCAAAGAUACACGGACAUAUGUCAAGGAGUUCCCCAAUGCGCCAAAGGGAGAGUGGGAUGAUGUGGUCGGCUCGACAGACCCGGAAUUCCUAUGGGCAGGAGACCUGUUCACAUGGAAUUUCAUCCUGAUCGACUUCUGGGCCAUCCAUUUGCUCUUCAAGUCGCAGGUUGCGCAAUUCGACCCCACGGUGGGCGGAGAAGAGGUGGUAGCCACGGCUUUCAAGGCGUGCAAGAUGUUCGAGGCGCUACAGUAUUGCGGCGAGGACUCGACGGCCAUGGUCCUUGGCGCACAGGCAAGUCUGGGUAUGGCUGCCGCAUGCAUGCCCAAGGAUCAACGACACACCAUGUGGUGCCGCAACAAGUACGCUCAAAUCGAGCAAUGCGGACAACGUAUGACUGGCGUCUGGGGCGUCGAUGUGAUGCGUUGGUGGCUUCCCAACGACGAAGGCUACUACCCCAUCCUCCAAGCCGUGCGCGAGUUUAUCGACUACCGCGCGCGGGUGCCGCAGGACAAUGUGCAGUCGGAUCUGCGCGACAUGAAGGGUCUCUUCAAAGCACUGCAGCUAGAUGACACCGACUCCAAGCAGAGUGCGGGCAGUGCAGGGGGCACGGAUUCAUCGGAUCCAUUCGACUUUGAAGCUGCUGAAAAUAUGCCGUGGGAGAGCAGUCCGGAGAUGAGCUGGCCCUGA